CGCAGGAGCACAACCUGAGAGCUGAGCCGACUUGACCUGCGGGACUCGGUGUAACUGAGACCUGCCCGCCGCCGCAGGCUCCACCUCGCUCGAAACCCCGGCUUCGGAGCGGGAAGGGGCCGGCCGCCGAUGUUGAUAAGUGACGCAGGACCCGAGAUGGCGCGACAGGCCGUCACAGAUGCAACUGGGGCCGGUGGCCUUGCCGUCCGGAGCACCGCGUCUGCGGCCUGGCGGGCGACGGGCCCGGGAGCGCCUCCGGCGCGGGCGGGGCCGCGACCCAGUCAGUCCCCGGCACGUGGGCGCGGUGGGGCGGCGCGGGCGGGCGGGGGCUGGGGACGCGUUUGCCCACAGCCCGGCCGAGUGUUUGUGCAGCCGGCCUGGGCCGCCCGCGGGCGCCUCUGCCUUCCCCUCCCCGGCCGCUCCCGGCGGCCCAGCCGGACGUGCGGGGCUCGGCGCCCUGCUAGGCGGGCCGGCGCCGCGCACAGGUUCAUGAACGACAUUUUGAACUGGAUGUUUGGUGCCAGGAACCAAGAGCCAGUUUGCUGAAUUGCUGUCCCUGUCAUUCUGGAUUGCUGAGAGUCUCCAGGAAGGUCUGUGGGUGCGUCCCAGGGCCCGCCCAGGUGGAGGCACAGCUGGAAGCCAUUUUUGAGAACUUUUGCCACAGGUGUAAAAGGCGCCAGCCCUGCAAAGAUGCUGAAACAGAUACUGUCGGAGAUGUACAUAGAUCCUGAUCUGCUGGCAGAGCUCAGCGAAGAACAGAAACAGAUCCUGUUCUUCAAGAUGCGGGAGGAACAGAUCCGCCGAUGGAAAGAAAGAGAAGCAGCAAUGGAAAAAAAGGAGUCCUUGCCAGUGAAAUCCAGACCAAAGAAAGAGAAUGGCAAAUCUGUUCAUUGGAAACUGGGAGCUGAUAAGGAAGUCUGGGUCUGGGUGAUGGGCGAACACCGUCUAGAUAAACCCUACGAUGUGCUCUGUAAUGAAGUGAUCGCUGAGAGGGCCCGGCUGAAAGCGCAGCGGGAAGCAGAAGAGCUCAGAAAAACUCAGUCCAAAGAAUUCACCAAUAGCUUGAAAACAAAGUCACAGCACUGUGAUCUGCCAGCACCGGCUAACAGGGAGACGGAGAGCAUCUGUGGGAAGGCGGCAGGAGAGGAGGAGGUGGGGCGCGGCUCUGGAGCAGCACCACCCCGCGAAGAAGAGAAAAUCCCAAAGAAAGAAUCUAUGAAGAAAACACAAGAUGAGGAAAUAAAACAAAUAGAUGAAGAGAGAACCAAGCAGAUUUAUAAGAACUGGAAAGAAGAUUCGGAGUGGCAGGCGUCCUUGCGAAAAUCAAAAGCAGCGGAUGAGAAGAGACGCUCCUUGGCUAAACAAGCUCGGGAAGACUACAAGAGGUUAUCCUUAGGGGCCCAAAGAGGAAGAGGCAGUGAGGGACCGCAGAGGCCCUCAGGUCUUCCACAGAAACCCAAGAGACCCCCGCUUCCACCCAAGCCUCGGUUCCUAAGCCCAGCAGGAUACCCUCAGAAACAUCUUAGAAACCAAGGAGUGACGAGGACAGCAUCUGGCUCUGCCCUGGAGGACAUCAUCCGAUGGUUUAGAGAAGAGCAGCUCCCACUGCGAGCAGGCUACCAGAAAACCGCAGACACCAUAGCUCCCUGGUUCCAUGGAAUUCUCACACUGAAGAGAGCAAAUGAACUCCUGAGCCCGUGUGUGCCAGGCAGUUUUCUGAUCCGAGUCAGUGAGAGGAUCAAGGGCUACGCCCUGUCCUAUCGGUGUGAGGACGGCUGUAAGCAUUUCCUCAUAGACGCCUCCACGGACUCCUACAGCUUCCUGGGCGUGGACCAGCUGCAGCACGGCACCCUGGCGGAGCUGGUGGAGUACCAUAAGGAUGAGCCCAUAACUUCCCUGGGGAGAGAGCUCCUUCUCUACCCCUGUGGUCAGCAGGACCAGCCGCCCGACUACCUGGAGCUCUUUGAGUGACAGCUCCCGUCACAUCACCCUGCAACCUCCGGCUGCUUUCCUCGGGACAAACACUGCUGAAAUGUGAGUGUGCAGAAUCAGCCUGCAGCAGAGCCAGUACUGGUCACCUCAAUAUCCAUGGAGUGCUAAGGAAUCGCUCUGCUGCACAGACGCUGGAGCUUAAUGUUAAGAGAAAUUACCCCUGAGUCCUCGGCGCUCCACAAGUGAAGGGAGAAGAUGCCCAGUUUCAGCAACUUCCUGAUAUGAUGCCUACAACCUUAGUGGUGUAUAUAGGAUAAAAUGCACAAAGAAGAAAUGGAAACCUUUUAGGAAUUAAGGUGUACUUCAGAAACCAGUAGCUUGUGUGAACUGUGUCAUGACCUCCACACUCCCUCUUAGCAUCACCUCAGACGGUCUCCGAGUCCUGUGUAUGUGAGAUUCCAUGUGGGCUUUGGGGAGCUGGCGGCUGAGACGACUCUCCAAACACACGUCACUUACUGAGCCUGUUGGAGCCAGGAUGUAAGAGACAUAAAAAGACAGAGAUGGAAGUGUGAAUUGAAUGAGGAGUUUUAAAAUGCAGGAUGAGAGGCUUGCCUUGUACAAAAGUGCUAUGGCCUGUAGGAGAGUGAGCAGACAUCUCUGAGCACAUAUCCUCGUCCUGGAGAAGCGGGACAGCACUGCCCUGCUGCUGUGCUCUCUCCAAGAGCGCACCGAGAAGGGUGAAGUGUGUGCGUGCGCACCUGAGGGGCUGUUUCUUAGGCUGUUUGGAUACUACUUGUUAUGGGUUCAAUUGUGUCCACAAAAUGAUAUGUUGAAGUCCUAACCCCCAUACCUGUGAAUGUGACCUUAUCUGGGAAUAGGGUCUUUGCCAAUGUCAUUAGGAUGAGGUCGUACUGGAAUAGAGUGGGCCUUAAAUCCAUGGACUGGCAUCCCUGUAAGGAGAGAGAGAUCUGGAGACGGACGCACGCAGAGGGACAAAGGCCGUGGGAUGAGAGGUGCAGAGGUGGGAGUGCUGGCGGCCACCAGAGGCCGGGAGCGCGGUACGGAGCAGACUCCACAGAGCCUCAGAAGGGAACACGCCCUGCUGACUCCUGGAUUUCAGACUUCUGGCCUCCAGAAUAGCAGAGAAUACAUUCCUGUUGUCUUAAGCCACUGAGUUUAUGGUCGUUUGUUAUGGCAGCGCUGGGAAACUAAUACAGAAGUUUAUGUAAUUACGGAACCUCACGUGCAUCAUCUACCAGUUGUUGCUGUACAGUCUGUCCCCUCAUAAUGAAGGAAAAAGGAGAGAUGAGAGGAACCCCCAACGGGCUCUGUUCAGCUCUGGGACGCAGCUUGCUCAGGCAGGAGUCUGAUGCCCCACUGCAUCCCCGCCCCAGCCGCCACCCAGUAAGGGGGGCGCCCUCUGGGCAGCGAGGAGGAGGCUCUGACCACUGAGAUGAUUCUUCUGGGAAGGUGUAGAUGUACUCGUGCUUCAGGCCCAACUCCCUGUGUCAGCAUUCUUUUAAAGGAAACACAUUGUAGCAGUUUAUUCAUGAGGUUGUUGGUUGGUUGUGUAAAACACUCUCUGGUAGUGUAAAAUGUAACCAGAGAAGAGGGCAGGGUGUGUGCGUGUAGAUGUGAGCGUGAAUGGGUGUGUAUGUGUGCUUUAAUGAGAAAGUUUUUAAACAUAGAUCAUUGUUAAGUGUUUCUUGAAAUGUUCCAUGUGGUUUCUAUUGUCUAAGAGAACUGCGUCAGCUU
Molecule: messenger RNA, 3687 nt
Organism: Diceros bicornis minor
Lineage: Eukaryota; Metazoa; Chordata; Mammalia; Perissodactyla; Rhinocerotidae
Gene: SH2D4A
Product: SH2 domain containing 4A
Exons: 9
Coding region: 691-1971 (426 amino acids)
Cellular component (GO): cytoplasm
Molecular function (GO): phosphatase binding
Source: RefSeq, a predicted model, not a curated record